CUUGGCGCUGCUUAAAGCUUAAUUCUAUUUAUGAUGAAUGCUGUGAACCUGUGAUAAAUAUUUUAGAAUAUACCUAAUAUCAUUUUUAUUUAUUAUUUUGAAGAAAUGUUUUUAGUAAGAAUAUUUAGUGUAGAUUUUUAUAUGAGUGCACCAAUUGAAGGAUGUGAUCCUCUGCAUUCAGAUUUUCGAGGGACUACUAUCAACAAUGUACCUGUUAUUAGAAUUUUUGGUUCUACAGAAACAGGAAUUAAAACUUGUUUGCAUAUACAUGGUGUCUUUCCAUAUCUCUACGUACCAUUUGAUGGUUCGGAAGAUGCGGAUUCUGUUAUGUAUCAAAUAGCUAAUAAAAUUGAUCAAGCAAUCAAUAUUUCCUCAGGGCAUUCAUCUUCAUCCAAUCAACAUGUUUAUAAAAUUAUAUUAGUUUCUGGCAGGCCGUUUUAUGGGUACCAUCCUCGAGAUCAUCUUUUUUUGAAGAUAUAUUUUUAUAACCCUUUAAUAAUGAGGAAGGCGUGUAAUUUAUUGCAAAACGGUAACGUUUUUGAAAAAGUAUACCAGUUGCAUGAGGCUCACAUACCUUUUAUUCUUCAAUUCAUGAUUGAUUAUAAUUUACAUGGAAUGAAUUUUAUAUCUCUAUCAGAAGUGCGAUAUCGUAAUAAUCCUGACCUUCCACAAGUUAAUAUUCCAAAAGAUUUGUUGUUGCCAACUAAUGUUGCGAAGUGCAGCACCUCACAUACGGAAGUAGAUGGAUUGGCAGAAAAUAUAAUCAAUAGACUUGAAAUAAUAGAAAGUAAAACAUGUAAGAAUCCCGGUAUCGAAGCAUUGUGGGAAGAUGAGAAGCAAAGGAAACGAAAUCAAAAUGACAGCUCACAACUAUCUCCUUGCCUUUCACAAAAUAGAAUGGACAUUCCUCCUACCGAUUCCCAUAAUUUUUAUAAAACUGCUUUAAACCACCGGUUAUAUUCCAACGAGGUGAACUCUAAAGUUAAUCAAGAUUUGUCUGUUUACCCUAUUGAAGCACCCAAAUCGCAUAAGAUUAUUAGCGCAUCAUUUGUAGAUCAUCACUCAGGUAGUUCAGGUUUGCAUUCCUCAAACUCUUUGCCGAUACCUAGUCACAGCUCUGACGAGUAUAGCUUUUUUGAUAGUACAGUAUUAGAUAGCUUUAAUGACACUCAGUCGCACAAUUUAUUAAAUAUACUACACGAUUUGGCAAAAGAUGACGGUGUGGAAGAAGAUAGCAUAUUAUCUCAAACAAUUAAACCAUCUCCUGAAAGUGAAGAUGAAGACCAUGAGAAUGAUAUGGUCAUGCCAUUAGUGACUACUCCAUUUAAAAAUGAAGAGGAUGGUGCCUGUCAGCCUGGUAUGUGGAACGCUGAGUCUGUUCAUGGAGAUACAUUGGACCAAGGUGAUCACUGCAUCAUCAAUGAUGAGAGGGUUAAUCAUCUUCAUUCAUCGCAUGAGGAUGAUGCUGUUGUCCCUAUGGAAAAUAAUGUCAACCUGCAAAACAGUUAUUUAUCUGAGCAGGUUAAACGUAAAUUACAUUUUAUGGAAAUGGAAGGUUGUGCACCGAGUUCACCUAGUUCCUCCCAUAAUUUGAUGGUUACACGUGACCAUCAGGAUCCCGACAAAAUUGAAGUGUCAGAGAAACAGAAUUCAAUUGACAGAUCACAGCAAGAAAUUUGGGAGGGGAAUAGAAAAAUUCAUCCUCCGGUUAUUGAUGAUGCUAACCUAUCAUCUUCUUUUUUACGUCAAUCAUUAAAGAAUUCAUCCGUAUACCAAAAAAAAGAAGAUGCACAUUAUAGUCCCAAUCAUAACAUGGUCAAGAACGCGGAUCUGUUCACUCCAUAUUCACGGCGUUCCAGUAAUUUGUCUGAAAAAUUUACUUCAGGUUUUGAUCUAGAAAAUAACGAAGAUACAGGCAAACUUACUUCCACACAAAAUUUGAGUAAACCCCAGGCACUAAUUAAUACAAAUGGGAGUCAGUUAGGAAUGUCAGAUUAUUACGUUUUGAUUCCCAAAUUUAAUCCACCUUCUAGAGAUGUAAUUACUAAGACAAUGAGUGAUUAUGAUAUUCCUAUGGAAACUUUUACACGCCCGUUUUGUAGUAAUUCGGAAGAUGCGAUUAGCGAAUUUCAGAUAGGACAUAAGAAAUUGAAAAUUGGUACGUUAUGUGAUGUGGUGGAAUUCGAAAACACAGUAGCUACUCUUAGUUUGCAGCAGUUAAUGAAAGAUAAAAUUCAAAAACUACAUCCUGACUCUGAAAUUUUGCCUAAGCAACUAUCUUCGAUCAAACUGUCAUUUUGCAAUACUAACGAAUGCCUAUUAACCACAUUUAAAUUACCACCUACAGCGCAAGAAGUUAGAUUGUGGAUUGAACAACAAAAUGUGGAGGGUAUAAAAGUUGCAGCUACUAAGAAAGCAAAACAGAAAAUUCUAAUUCCAUGUAAUCCCAAUGCAGCUGAUAGCGAUGACUCUUUAAUGAGCAUGACGCCUUGUAGUCCCAUUUCAAAUUCAUUUCUAGUUGAUGAUAGCAAAACUCCAACGUCAUCAAACUGUACUCCAAAAUCGUCAAACUGCACUCAAAGGUCAAGAAAUAUAAAGAAACGUUCGAGAACCUUGUCAAAACGGGGACGAAAAUUGAAGAAAGAAUUUACUACAAACGAUUCUGAAUUAUCGUUAAGAAAGACUUUGGCACAGUCUCAGUUAUUAAAUAAUCUGACCAGUUCCGGAAAUAAUGUCGACUCAUCUCAUAUAACAGGCGCGACUCCAAAUAAUACGCAUUGCUUUAAAGCGUCUUUAGAAAAUCUCCAAAAAGCAAGAGCAGUUGUUGAUCACCAGUAUUUAACAAUUUUGGUAAUGGAAUUGCAUAUUAAAACUCGAUUGGAUUUGAAACCUGAUCCAGAAUUUGAUUCAAUAAGGGCGAUUGUUUAUGCAGUUCGGAAUGAUGAUCCAGAUAAUUGUGCUGACAGUAUUGGUGUUAUUGCUGUUUUGCCUGAUGGAAAUUCCGAGAACUUUAAACGAUCUGUGCAGGAAAAUAAUUUUAACAGUUACGUAACAUUUGUAGACACAGAACUGAACUUAAUUGCAGAAUUUGUUUGUUUAGUGAGGAAAUUGGAUCCAGAUGUAGUUGCAGGUUAUGAAUUACAGAUGUUGUCAUGGGGAUACCUUCUGGAAAGGGGUACGUUUUUACACAUUAAUUUACAUCGUCAACUUUCUCGGGUAGAAGUAAAGUUUUCAUCCACUGCCAAUGAUGAUUCAGAAAAUGAGUUGAAAUUAGAUGGUAGAAUCGUAUUGGAUGUGUGGAGGCUAAUGAGACACGAAAUUGCAUUACAAAGUUAUUCUUUUGAAAACAUUGUAUAUCACAUGUUGCACAAGCGCAUACCGAUGUAUACUUUCAAAGACUUGUCUGGUUGGUGGGAAGACAGCAAUAAUAUUGAUCGCCACAAAACUGUUAAUUAUUAUUUGCGUCGUGUAACAGGCAUUGUGGAGCUAUUUGACCGUUUAGAUUUAAUUGGGAGAACUAGUGAACUUGCUCGCCUUUUUGGAAUACAGUUUUAUGAAGUGUUAUCGAGAGGAUCGCAAUUUCGAGUAGAAUCAAUGAUGCUGAGAUUAGCAAAGCCCCUCAAUUAUGUUGCGGUUUCCCCUAGUGUUCAACAGAGGGCAAAAAUGAAGGCGCCUGAAUACCUUCCUUUAAUUUUGGAACCCGAUUCACAAAUGUACGUAGAUCCAGUGAUUGUAUUUGAUUUCCAGAGUCUUUACCCUUCUAUGAUAAUUGCGUACAAUUACUGUUUUUCCACCUGCUUGGGUAGAGUAGAAAGUUUAGGCCUAGACACACCAUUCGAAUUUGGGGCUACUCAUUUGAAAGUAUCUCCUAGGCUUCUUAAAAAAUUGCUUCAGAGAGAUCUUAUAACAUUUUCGCCAUGUGGGGUUGCUUAUGUAAAACCGAAAGUUAGGGAAGGUAUCUUGCCUAGAAUGUUAUCUGAAAUCUUGGAUACACGAUUAAUGGUAAAGAAAUCAAUGAAGCUAAGUAAGGAAGAUAAAGUAUUGCAACGUGUUCUCCAUUCACGCCAACUGGGUUUGAAAUUGAUCGCUAAUGUUACAUAUGGAUAUACAGCUGCGAAUUUUAGUGGUCGCAUGCCUGCAGUUGAACUGGCCGAUAGUGUGGUUAGUAAAGGUCGCGAAACAUUAAUGAGAGCCAUUAAAUUAAUAGAAUGUAAUACAACGUGGGGCGCCAAAGUGGUCUACGGUGAUACUGACUCCAUCUUUGUACUGAUAGCCGGUAAGAGUAGAGAUGCUGCUUUCAAAAUUGGAGAAGAGAUUGCUGAGGAAGUCACAAAUGACAAUCCAAGUCCUGUACGACUAAAACUGGAAAAGAUAUUCCAACCUUGCAUUUUACAGACUAAGAAACGUUACGUCGGGUAUAUGUAUGAGUCAAACGACCAGACAGAACCGGAAUUUUGUGCAAAGGGAAUAGAAACUGUCCGCAGAGAUGGAUGCCCUGCAGUUUCUAAGAUGUUGGAGAAAUCACUAAAGAUAUUAUUUGAUACACGCGAUGUAUCAUUAGUGCGCAAAUAUGUCAUUCGGCAAUUUACUAAAAUGUUAACUGGCAGAAUUUGUUUGCAAGAUGUAAUUUUCGCAAAAGAAUAUAGGGGCGCUGCAAAUUACCGACCGGGAGCUUGUGUUCCUGCUCUGGAAUUAACAAGAAAAUGGCUUGCAGUUGAUCGAAGAAGUGAACCAAGAUGUGGUGAACGCGUAGCAUAUGUAAUUGUUAGUGGUCCACCGGGAGUACCAUUAAUUAAAUUAGUAAGGAGUCCCAGAGAAUUACUAGCAGAUGGUAGCUUGCGACCAAAUAUGUUCUACUAUAUUACUCGUGUUAUUAUACCCCCUUUAAAUCGUUGCUUUACUUUGAUUGGAGUGGACAUUAACAAAUGGUUUAAUAGUAUGCCUCGCAAACAAGUUCAAAUCGGAUAUACGUCUCCUGACAGUAGAACAAGAAAAACUGCAAUAUCACAUUACUUCACAUCCACUGACUGUGUAAUAUGUAGUCAACAGGCUCAAGAAGGAAUUUGUGUAGAUUGUCAAAAUGCUCCCCAAGAAGCUAUGGCAACAUUACAGACAAAAGUCAGGUUAUGGGACCGUUCAUAUAAUGAAGCUAGUCUGAUUUGUUUUUCAUGUGAUGGUCAUUCCGAUAAAAGACCUUGUGUUUCAUUGGAUUGUCCCGUCAUGUACUACAUUAGGAAAAUUCAGCAAGAUAUUCAGCAAAUUCCAUACAUGCUUCAAAUUGCAUCAAAAAGUUUAAAUCUUGAAUUUUAAUGUGAAAGGAUGAUGCCUGGUGUAGAGGGUUUACAUGAUUGUCAUGAUUGAUCACCAGAUGGUAUUGAAACAAUAAUACUUACUGCUUUUCUUAUUGCGUGGCAAAACAUUUUAUCAAAUAAGAAAGAUAACUAAUAAUGAUGUAUUAUCAGAUAAUUCUUCUUAGCAUGCACUUGCUGUAAAUAAUGUAGCUGAUCAAGAAUUGUAUACUAAAGUUUUCACAUUAAACAUGCCAACCAUAUGAGCGUAAACUGCUAGGAUGUAGACAUUGCUAAAGAUAUUGAUACUACAGUGUACUACAACAUAAAAUCAAAUUUGUGUGUAACAAAUCAAAAGAUUUAUGGAUAGGUAUACAGGGUGUUCCUAAAUAUGAUGUACAUACGAAGCGGCUAAUUCUUUGUACUGCGCAUUGUACGUACAUUUUAAUCCUUUUCAUUUAUACAAGCUACAAUUUCAAAUGCAAACUGUCAUAAUCGAGGUAUUAAACUAAUAAAAUCAAAGAUUAUUCAAAUAAAGCAUGGGUCUACUGGGUCAUUUUAAAAAUAUCAAAUAAAAGAGAUCACACAGUUUUUAAACAAAACAAACUUAAUUUCUGUUUCUAUCAGUGGUGCACCGAAGAAAAUUCAGGGAUAGAAAAUGGACCAUGACCCUUGAAAAAAUAUCACCCUGUAGUUUCUCACUACCUUUGAUAUAACCAAUGAUGUAAACUCUUCAAUGUAACUUAUAUUUCAAAUUUGAGCUAAAUAUGUCAUAAACUGCAGGAGAUGUAUAACACCUUGUAGAUUGGUAAUGAAGCGUUUGCAGACCUAUGUUGAUAUGAACUUUUAGGUCUUUUAGUCAUAAAAUAAGCCAAGGAUUAGCUCCUUCUACAGGGUUACCCAACAUUCGUCGCAGCAUACGAAAACGCCGUUAGCUGCGUGCAAAUAUGAAUUACAAUACGGCGUACACUUAUAUAGUAAUGCAGGUUUCGACGCAGCAUUGGUCCACGAGUUGGCGAUGGUACUAGGAUUCGUCACUACUUGUCAUUACUCAUCGGAUAAUUCCUGUCACAAUUUUGACGCUCACCAUGCAUGAACCCUCUCGAUUUCUUCUACUGGGGUCACCUGGAUUCCAUUUAUGCACGUGGACCGUUUCCGAACACUGUUGCUUUGGAAGAUGCCAUCCGUGAAUGUUCUACGGGUAUCACUCAUACCCAACUCAUGUCUGUGACUGCAGAAUUUGAAAACCGAUUGCAUUACACAAUUGCUACUGGCGGGUACUUAUUUGAACACUUACUAUAAGGGCAGAUGCGACGCAAUUUAUUUUCUUAGACUGCUCUGUUCUUUUUUUGUGUGUUACCGCAGGCUGUUUCUUUUUUAAUGUAACCUAAGGCUGUAUUUUUUUCUUUCGUUAUGUUUCCUUGUGCUCAUCCUGCAUGAUCACUUUCCUUUUCCAUGGAAUUUCUAACGUGUCGGCCGAUGCUGCGUCGAAACCUGCAUUACUAUAUAAGUGUACGCCGUAUUGUAAUUCAUAUUUGCACGCAGCUAACGGCAUUUUAGUAUGCUGCGGCGAAUGUCGGGUAACCCUGUGUAUGUACUACAUUAUAUUUAGGAACACCCUGCAUAUUUCUUGUACCAUACAUUUUAUAGUCUUAGAUAUCAUAGGGAUGCGAUGGUUAUGCUUAUGAAUAUGUGGAAAUACAAUAGAAUUACGUCACGUAUAAGCGCGUUUAUUUAUUCAUUAACUAGGUAAUGAUAUACUCCCUCGUUUUGCCCUUCAAUUUCACUGUAAAUUAAUCUUUAAUCACUAUUUCUACUGUAAUGAAUGAAUAAAUGAAUUCGCUUAUGCGGUGAUCAAUGAAAGUUGAAAAUACAAACAAUGUUAGCCACGGACAUUGUAUUUUCAAUUGUUUUUUCAAAGUACUGUGAUAUAGUAGUUUCAAAUUUUACAUGGACAUUAAUGCUGUGAUGUUACUAUUAAAUAGUAAAGAGUGAUUCAAGAGAUUCAGCGUUAUAGUUGGUGGUGGUAAGGUGUUUAUUGUGAAUGUACACUUUUCAGACGGACAUGUCAAUUUAUUUCAAGUUGCAAAUUGUCAGUUACAUGUUCACAAGAGUUUUCCAUUGCCAACUAUGACGCCGAAUUUUUUGAAUUGCUUGUUAUAAUGAAUUCAAUAAAUGAUAACCUUUUA
This is a messenger RNA of Photinus pyralis (common eastern firefly), 7477 nucleotides long. It is a transcript of the gene DNApol-zeta, whose product is annotated as DNA polymerase zeta catalytic subunit. Gene Ontology annotation, cellular component: nucleus; zeta DNA polymerase complex. Gene Ontology annotation, biological process: error-prone translesion synthesis; double-strand break repair via homologous recombination. The coding region runs from base 106 to 5310 and encodes 1734 amino acids. Gene Ontology annotation, molecular function: DNA-directed DNA polymerase activity; nucleotide binding; DNA binding. The transcript has 9 exons. NCBI's taxonomy places the organism in Eukaryota, Metazoa, Arthropoda, Insecta, Coleoptera, Lampyridae. The record is from RefSeq and is a predicted model, not a curated record.